Messenger RNA from Gamsiella multidivaricata, 592 nucleotides. RefSeq lists its product as uncharacterized. The transcript has a single exon. The record is from RefSeq and is a predicted model, not a curated record. Bases 170 to 487 code for a protein of 105 amino acids. NCBI's taxonomy places the organism in Eukaryota, Fungi, Mortierellomycota, Mortierellomycetes, Mortierellales, Mortierellaceae.
GCUGUAUUCAAUUAAUUUGUCCAAUUGAACUAUGUCCUUCUUUCACCGGGCAAAGGUGCUUUAUUAUCCACUCGUUCGUCCGCCACUCACGCUUCACCUCAGCUUAACUAAUCAAAUCCCUAUUGCCGAGACCCAAAGACCCAAAAAAAAAAAAGUUUGAUACACAAACAUGCCGCCGAGAUCCACCUCGAGAUUCUUGGUGCUCUGGGUGGUUCUACCCGUCCUCGUGUGCUACCUCGCGUACUCGUACAUGAACGCGUUUGACUCCCUAGGCUCGCCUGUGCGGUCCCGCGUCCAAUGGCUGUUGACGCGUCAACACGCGUCUGACCCUAGCAGUACUCUCCAAACUGAGACACGACGUGUCUCAACCGAAUCGCUGCAAGCGACCUUGUCCUCGUCCGCCUAUGCCCCUGGUAAAAACCGCUACUGCCAUAAGGAUGCAGAUCUCGCUUGCCAUCGAGUGAUUCUGAUGACAAGAGGAGCUUAGAGAUUAGCACGUGUCAACACUCUCAUCCUCAGCGGUUCCGAGCGGUUGAUUCAUCAUAAACCUCUUCAUUCCUUCUCAUCAUAACACAAUUCUACAGCGGACACC